AUGCUCCACGAAAUCCUCCUCGCCCUCUCCGGGCACCCCUCCCCUCUCCUCCGGACCGACAACCCUGACCCCAACGCACCACCAACGGCCGUCUCACCUCCGGAGCGCGAGCUCUUAGCCACCGCUGCCCACCUCAGCGACCUUCACGUCAAGCUGCAAGGCUACACCGGUCCCAUCGCCGCCGAGCAUCCGUCCACCAUCUGCCGCGCCGUCGCGACCGCCAUGCAAUCUGUCCAUCUCGCUGCUUUCCAGCGCAAGGUUCUCGAGGUUGAGGACACGAUCUUGCGUAGGGAUUCGAGCCUCGUCGGCGCGUACAACAUUGUGCCUCUGACGGCCGUUGUCGGGGAAUUCUCCGAAUGGACGAGGCGGAUGGAGUGGCUGUGGGAGAUUGUGCAGUUCAUGCUGAAGAAGCAGCAGGGUCAGACGUGUCGCGGCGCACAGCUCAUUGAUAGGUUAAGGAGCGAGCUGCAAAGCGGGUACGUGGAUAUCGAGCGGACAGCCAUGAGUCUAGUCUCCGUGGCAGAGACGGCAUGGUUGAAGCAGGUGUCUGCUUGGAUUCUCUACGGGCGCCUGCCGACGUUUGGGGGCGAGGACUUCUUCGUCCAGAAGACAGAUGGUGGCGACCAGGGCUUCGUGUCCGUGCCGUCUCUGCUACCCAAAUUUGUAACGCCGGCAACCUCAUCGUCGAUGCUCUUCAUCGGCAGAUCACUGAACCAUGUCCGCGUCAAAAGCAGUGUCGAAUCCGGCCUGCAAGGCCUCGACCACCUCUCCUCUCAGCUCAAAGAGCUGUCCGCCUUAACAUACCCUCUUAAUACGGCCGGCUUUUCGCGUGCCAUCACAUCCAUCCGCCUUACUCUCUCACGAACAAUAUUGCUGAAACUGUUACCCCUUACGAAAGUCGUUGAGGCCCUCCAGGUUCUGAGGGAGUUCUUCCUACUAGGCCGAGGCGAAUUCGCCAUGGCCUUGACGCAGCAGGCGGAUGAGAAGCUACGCAGCCGGUGGAAGCGGUCUGAUAACCUCGCGUAUGAGAAGCGCGAAGGGCUGGGUACAUUCGCGGUCAAAGAGGGCGAGGUUGCGGCAGUGCUGGCCAAGACGUGGGCGGCAAUGGGCCUGAUGCAGGGCCAGCACGCUGAUGAGGAUGAAGGGCUAGAAAUUGCACGCAAACUCCUGCGGUUGAACCUCACAAAGUCAAAACCGGCGGUGCCCCUGAAGCUCGAAGCUAGCGUGUCACGGCCGACGACAAAGACCCUGGCCACGACCCCGUUUCGCAACCUCCUGCUCUCCGUCCCGGUCGUUUUGACAAUGCAGAUUCCCUCGCCCCUCGACAUGUUUCUCACUCCUUCCGAUCUACAGAUCUACUCCACCAUAAACUCAUACCUUCUAUCCAUCCGCCGAGCACACAUACGUCUCACCGAGUUGUGGAAGAUCACAUCUCUUCGUCGGCAUCAUCCGGCACCACCAGGGCCUCCCGCCGGAAGCACCCGGGUCGGACGUUCCAAAGUCAUAUUACUUCGCCAACGCUACGCGGCGCGGUCCAAUGCUUUACGCAGUGCUUGGGUCACAUGCAGCGCAUCACUGUUCUUCCUCUCCGAGACGGAGGCUUACCUGCAAACCGAGGUUGUAGCAGGGCUUUGGGACGGCUUUCAGGCCUGGCUGACAACGAAUGAGAAGAAGGAUGCCUCAAAGCCCCCGUCAGAGGUUGAGGCCGAGGCUGAGGACGAGAACGAAGACGAUUGCGAUGAUAUCUGGCUCGCUCAGAGCACACCUGCUAAGGAGACGGCCCCCAAACCAACAGACUCGGGUCCAGUUCACGACCCUCAGAGCCUUGCCACUGCCCACCGGGCCUACCUCCGGGCCCUCUCUACCCGCCUCCUCCUAACCUUUCCAUCCUACACAGACCCGUUAUACAACCUCCUUACCCACACCGACCAUCUCGUCGCCCUGGUGCAGCGCCUCCAUACGGUCUGGACGUCUAUGGACCUCGAAGCGGACGCCGGUGUCGUCGACGCCUUUGUUGACCUCGAAAUCGAGGAGCAGGAGGUCCGUGCCGCGAUCCGCGACGUGGAGAAGCAUGUCAAGGAUGGCAUCCGAGACGUCAUUGCUGCGCUGCGGUCGCUGGAGGCGGAUCCGGCGGCGUUCGCGGACGAGGAGGAAGGCGGCGAGGAGGGCGUGCUGAGGGAAGAGGGGGAGUACGUGCCGCGCAGGGUCGGUGGCGUGGAGAGGUUACUGAUGAAGCUUGACCUGGCCGGGUGGUUUGGGGAGAAGAAGGACGAUUUCGGAUUCAUGUUUAGCGAAUAUUGA
This is a messenger RNA of Colletotrichum graminicola M1.001, 2301 nucleotides long. RefSeq names its product Spc97/Spc98 family protein. Gene Ontology annotation, cellular component: centrosome; gamma-tubulin complex; equatorial microtubule organizing center. Gene Ontology annotation, molecular function: gamma-tubulin binding; microtubule minus-end binding. Gene Ontology annotation, biological process: meiotic cell cycle; microtubule nucleation; spindle assembly. The coding region runs from base 1 to 2301 and encodes 766 amino acids. The record is from RefSeq and is a predicted model, not a curated record. Lineage: Eukaryota; Fungi; Ascomycota; Sordariomycetes; Glomerellales; Glomerellaceae. The transcript has 2 exons.